Scomber scombrus (Atlantic mackerel) is the source of this 2559-nucleotide messenger RNA. It is a transcript of the gene vtna, whose product is annotated as vitronectin a. Gene Ontology annotation, biological process: cell-matrix adhesion; cell adhesion mediated by integrin; immune response. The transcript has 8 exons. Bases 77 to 1786 code for a protein of 569 amino acids. Lineage: Eukaryota; Metazoa; Chordata; Actinopteri; Scombriformes; Scombridae. Gene Ontology annotation, molecular function: polysaccharide binding; extracellular matrix binding; scavenger receptor activity. The record is from RefSeq and is a predicted model, not a curated record.
CACAUGUUUUCAAUGAUUGGGAGCGCAUGGUCCGUCAUUACUAUCUCAUUCUGUCCUUGUACACAGCAGAGGAAACAUGAGGCUCCUGGCGGUCCUGCUGCUCGUUUUGAUCGCAGAGACUUUCGCUGCAGAUGAAUCUUGUAUGGGUCGCUGUGAGAAUGGCUUUGACUCCAAGAAGGAGUGCCAGUGUGACUCAAUGUGCAAGUAUUACAAGAGCUGCUGUUCUGACUAUGAGGUCACCUGUGGCAUGACGACUCGAGGAGACACAUUUGUGUUAGCUGAGGAUGAUGAUAACAGUGAGCAGGUUGACAGUGUGACUCCCUCCCCUGGAUAUUCAGCAGAUGACAAGUCUUUACCUGCCAGAAGUCGUAAGCUCAUUCCCACACCGACGCCCAUAUCAGACUUCGCUCACAGACCAGCGCAGCGUCCAGAAACCACAUUGAAAAUGACCAAACCUCCACAAGUGUUUGACACAACCAUUCAAAGAGCCCCCCCUACAGUCCCACCUACACCGGAGGUCCCCAACGCAACUGAAACCCCUGAGAUUGACACAACAACCACCGCUCCAGUCACAGAGGCCACCACUGAAGCCCCUGACCCAGAUGCUGUGGUCUGCAGUGACAGACCUUUUGACUCCUUUAUGCAGCUAAAAAAUGGCUCCAUCUAUGCCUUCAGAGGGGACUUCUUUUUUGAGCUGGACCAGAAAACCGUGCUUCCUGGUUAUCCGAAACUCAUAAAAGAUGUGUGGGGCAUCAGAGGUCCUAUUGAUGCCGCCUUCACACGUGUCAACUGUCAGGGGAAGACCUAUAUCUUCAAGGGAAACAGGUACUGGAGGUUUGAUGAUGGCGUGCUGGAUGAAGACUAUCCUCGAGAUAUCAGUGUGGGUUUUGAUAAGGUUCCUGAUCAUGUGGAUGCAGUGUUUGCUCUCCCUGCUUCCAAUCACCAUGGAAAAGAGAAGGUGUAUUUUUUCAAAGGGGAUCAGUAUUACCUUUAUGAGUUUUUGCACCAGCCGUCCCAUGAGGAGUGUAUCACCAUGUCCGAGAGUUCUCCAUCCGUACUGUUCAGACGCUACACUGACCUGUACUAUAGCAACUAUGAGCGUGUUUUCAGCGAGCUCUUCUCUGACUUGCCUCAGCAUCAUGACAAACACCACUUCAUUAACAAGGACUGGAAGGGCCUCAAGUCUCCAGUGGACGCCGCCAUGGCCGGCAGAAUCUAUGUCACACCCUUGAGGUCAGAGCCAGGCCGCAACGACCAGCCUGACCAGCAGUGGGGUCAACAACAAGGCCAACAGUGGAACCAGCAGUACGGACAGCAGUGGAACCAGCAGUACGGACAGCAGUGGGGUCGCAGGAGACAAAGCCGUUCACCCUCCUGGGGCUCCAUGUCUGGGCAGGGGAUGAACAUGGGCCGGGACUUUGCUGAAAGGGGGAUGGAUAUGGGUCUAAGAAUGGCAGAGAAGAGGAUGGAAAUGGAGGAGAGGCUUGGACGAGAAUGGAGCAGACGGUGGGAUCAAGACUGGGAUCAGGAUAGACGGAGAGAUGGUUACCGCCAGAACAACAGAGGCAACUAUGACUCCAGAGACAACCGCAGAGAUGACAGAUCAAACUGGGAUUUGACCCAAAGGAAUCUGCCCAUGCAGAGCGUCUACUUCUUUAAAGGAGCUAAGUACUACAGAGUGGACCUCAGCACUAAGAGAGUUGACCACGCUGUGCCUCCAUAUCCCAGAUCCAUCGCCAAGUACUGGCUCGGCUGCUCAGACCCCACUGGAGCAGAGAAGAAGUAGUUUCAAAUAAUUUAGGUAUUUAAAUAUAAUCAUUUGGAUAAAGUUUGUAUAUAACAGAUCAUUCUUUUUUCGCUCAGACACGCUGCUGUUGGCUGUUGUGUCUCACUGGCUCAGUAUAACACAUAACCUACUACUCCUCAGCAUUAGGAAAUAUCGACGAUCAAUAAAAGUCCACACACAGCUGCUCAGCACAGUAGUUGGCCAAAGUUCAGGUAGUUUUCUGCAGAGAUUUCUCCUUUGUACUCAACAUCAGCUGACCUACUUUAGUAAAUGCAACUAGAUCAAGAUGUUUUGCAAAAGCAGCAAACAUAUUUUAUCUCACAUUUUCUAAACGUGCAAGUAACAGAUCAGUUUUAGGCUACAUUAUGUUAGAGAUGCCAUGUCUGUGUUGUGUCUGCACAUCUGCUCAUUUGUGUGGUGCCAUAUACAGUAUUUGUAUUUAGAGAGUUAUUUACUGGAAUGAAGAAAAAAUGUUUAUUGUCUCACUAUUAAUCAUGAACAUCACAGUAUAUACAGUGUAUAAGAAAAAUAAAGACAGGGUCUCUUGCCAGAUGGUCUGCAGAUUUUAAAUGAGUCAGGACAGUAAUGUGGAUUUUACCUGACAGCAGCAAGAUGUGACUUUCACAGCAGAGGUGUGGUUUGACAGCAGGUUGUGGAUCUACUGUUUUGCUCUCUGACAUACAGACAAACUUAGUUACUAUUUGUUUUAUAUUCACAAUCUGUUACAGUCGGUUUUUGUGUUUUCAACACAACAAAUAAACAAAUAAAAAACA